This is a messenger RNA of Suillus clintonianus, 1119 nucleotides long. RefSeq lists its product as uncharacterized. The transcript is spliced from 8 exons. Bases 1 to 1119 code for a protein of 372 amino acids. The record is from RefSeq and is a predicted model, not a curated record. NCBI's taxonomy places the organism in Eukaryota, Fungi, Basidiomycota, Agaricomycetes, Boletales, Suillaceae. Gene Ontology annotation, molecular function: FAD binding; D-amino-acid oxidase activity.
AUGUCUUCAGACUCCAAGUCCCACGUGCCCCUGGUCAUCCUCGGGGCGGGGGUGAUUGGGCUUACCAUCGCAUACAUUGCAGCCUGUGACUCAGAUGUGGCUUUUGAUAUCACGAUCGUUGCAAGAGAUAUGCCUGGGGAUUGGCAUUCUCAAGCUUGGGCAAGUCCAUUUGCUGGUGCUAGUUGGUCUCCACAUCCGUUGGGAGCUACAGAUGAGCGUGUACGAAGAUGGGAGCAGAUAACCUUUGAUAAAUUAUGGGAUAUGGCACCAUCAGGCUUAGUCAAGGUAUCACCUUCUAAGGUCCUCGGAGAGACGGAUGACAUUCUUUCUACUAUCUGGUGGAAAGACCUUGUGCGUGAUUUCAGUUUGCUGUCAGAGUCUGAAGUCCCUACACCAUACAAAGUGGGAAUUGCUUUCAACACGGUCACGGUCAACCCAUUGGAGUAUCUAUCAUGGCUCCGAUCUGAGCUCGAGUCUCGUGGUGUUGUGUUUCAUCGUCAACACAUAAGGAGUCUGGAUGAAAUCAAGCCUUUUGUUGGGGAAACUGGGUUGUUGGUCAACGCGACGUCUCUCGGUUCACGGUCUUUGAUCGGAGUAGAGGAUACAGCCAUGUAUCCGAUCAGGGGUCAAUCUAUCAUAGUCGAAUGUACUGGCUUACAGGAAUUCGUAACAGUACGGUCUGGCGGCGGGCUGUCAGAACAGGUGACAUCCAUUACUCCUCGUCCUGGGCUGACACAAACGAAUACCGCAUUUCUAAACGGAACACAUCAAGUAGGAAACUGGGACACGUCCUUGGAUAUGUCGGUUGCAAAAGGGAUAUUUGAACGGUGCUCUGUCCUGGCGCCUUGUCUGAAGGAAGAAGGGACCAAAAUCCUUAUGCACAACGUUGGCCUUAGGCCGGACAGGAAAGGUGGUCCCCGUGUGGAAGCUGAACGUAUCUCACUUCCGCUUGUACGAAGUGACGGCUUGACUCCUUAUUUGGGUAAGAAUGUGGAAGAACAGCAGAACCUAACGGUUAUUCACGCAUAUGGAAUGGGAGCUGCAGGCUACCAAAGAUCCUGGGGUGUAGCUACCGAGGUUCUAUCUCUACUAAAGGAGAACGUGCAGACAGGCCGCUAA